Messenger RNA from Colletotrichum destructivum, 687 nucleotides. RefSeq lists its product as uncharacterized. Lineage: Eukaryota; Fungi; Ascomycota; Sordariomycetes; Glomerellales; Glomerellaceae. The coding region runs from base 3 to 173 and encodes 56 amino acids. The transcript has a single exon. The record is from RefSeq and is a predicted model, not a curated record.
UCAUGAGGGAUAGGGACGCUCGAGGAUUGACGCUAGGAUUAAGGUAUACGCUGCACAAGAGGCUUAAGGAUCGCGAGAUCACAGAGCGUCGGCAGGUGGGAGACGCUCAGGAGAUGAUGAACAGGGGCAACGACCCCAACCCAGGAUAUUACAAGCGCGACAGCGACCUGUAAAUGGCCUUAUCUUGGAGAAAGAAACUAUCAUCGAUCGAUGUUUCGAAAGCGUGGCUACUGAGACUGUGCCCCCUCCCCCCUUAAGAAGAAAAGGCUGAGCUCGUUUCCGGGACUAGUUUAUCUUGUUCCUCAAGGUACCACUUCUCCCCGUUCUUGAUCUCAUGCAGUCAGUCGGAGAGUUGACGGUAGGGUGGGGGGAACGGUCGAGGUCGAUCAAGAUACAGUCGAGUCAUUGCAAGCCAGCAUGACGCCGGAUCUUUUUUUCUCUCUCUCUCUUUUAUUUUUUUAUAAUGAGCAUCUGGGGGGCAGUUGCUACUCGAGAAACACACGUGCGCACGAGUUGUUUUAGGUAUGGUUUGGAGGGCAUUUUGAAAAAAGAAUUGCUCCGGUCGGGUGGUUGGGGAUCUCGGGAUUACGUUUUGGGCAAGCCGCAUCGACAUCGAAAUUAGAUAGCGGUGGCGUCUUUGGUUGUUUAUGCCGCAUAUUUCUCUCGUUAACUUGUCGAAUACAUCAC